UCUCCUGUCAAAAACAUUAAGUUGGAAGUUGUAUAACCCGUGAUGAUACCAAAACUCUAUACAAAAAAAUGUAUAUCAUGAGUCCCAUGAAAUUAUGAGUAAAACCAAAUCACAAAUUAUAAGAUAUAACAGAAAACUAUGUUUAUUCAUUCAAAAUACAGGAAUAAAAGUAUGCAGUCACAUUGUGACAUACAUAGCCAGCCAGCUCUCCAAGAAAUUUAUGAUUUAACUGAAUCAAUUUUGUGUACAUCACUACAGGUGCUGAAUUUCUAGUUACAAAAUUGUAGAUUUUCAUUGAACUUCAGAUAUUUUCUCAGUGCUUACUUUAUGUUCUGUAUACAAUCAUGUAGCUGCAAUCUUUAUAUAUAAUAUGAUUCUUUAGUAAACCAAAAUAGAAUAAAAUAAGAAAGAAAAAGUAAAGCUCCUGUGUUUUUGCGUGUGCCUGUCAGCAACUCUGCACUUCUGCUAUUUGGUCAGUGGUCUGCUUUGUUCUUAAAGUAUUUACACCACCAGAAUUUCCCAUACUAUAUCAAAUGUUGUAGGUCAGAUGAUUGCACAACUGUCUUUUUCAUUUUUGUAUCAGUGCAAUUUGAUAUCUUUCUAUGGUCAUUUACUUCUAUUAACAAAUGUCUGAUACUCCAUUUAAUAUAAAAUUUAACUCAAUUUUUUAUGUGUAUUGCCUUUGAACUGAUUUAUCACCACCGCAAAAAUUAUUCCUAGGCCAAAUAAAAAUGAAAUAAAAUGGAAAGCGAGUAUGUUCUAAAGCUAUUAAUACACUAACACUGAUUUAUUGAUUGAAAAACCAGUGUGAUGAUAUACUAAUUCCUUGUUAAGUAAUAUGGCCAAUUUUAUGUAUUAGUCUUGGUUCAUGAACAUGUAAUGCUAUGUCAGGUCCCCACUUCCCUUUCUUUCCCCCUUCCUGCUUUCCCCAGCCCACCUGCCAGAUGUCCAGCAGUGGCUCAGGAAGAGGAGUGGGGAGAAAUGAGGUCCAGUUGAGUAGCAGCAGCAGAAAGCACAGGUAGGGGGAAGUGGAGAAAGAAGAGACAGGUGUAUUGUAGCCUGCACUGGGCAAGGGGGUUUGGCACUCUAUGUGGAGGGGGCGCUGGAAAGCUGGAGUUGUAUAACAUAGAAGGACAGCAGUGGGCAGUGUUGCACAAGCAAGAACGCCUGGCAUCCGAGGAGCUCAGUAGCUGUCAGUGUGUAAAGUCAGGGCAGACAGUUCAGAAUGUUUUGGUGCAGCUGGUGAAGUGCUUGCUGUAUCAGCUGCAUAAGGAACUGUAUCUGAUUAACACUUGGUUUUGAAAAUGUGCAUUUUAGCUCAGUGACAAAGGGAAUAUAUUUUCUGUGCAUCAGCAAGAUAUCUCAGUCACCAUGACCGGCACAGCAGCUCCGCCGGCAGAGACGGAAGCGCCUCCGCGGGCCCAGAAGGAGCCGCCCUCGCCGUUCCUGAGGGGCCUUCCUGAGCCGCUGCCCGAGCACCAGCUGCCCGCCGUCCAGGAACUGCGCCGCUGGCUGGACACGCAGCCGCACCUGCCGCCGCUCACAGACGAGCACCUGCACCUGUUCCUGCACAGCUGUUAUGGAAACCUGGAGCCCACCAAGAAGACCAUCGAGAUGUACUUUACGGUGCGCACGCAGUGGACGGACCUCUUCUCCAACAGGGACCCGCUGCUGCCCGAGAUUGAAUGCCUCAUGGACCUCGCGCACCUGAUGCAGCUGCCGCGGCCGACGCCGGAGGGCUACCGCGUCAUGCUGUACCGGCUGGUCAACCCGGACGCGUCGCGGCUGCACUUCGGCACCGCCGUCAAGGCGUUCUGCAUGUACAACGACAUGCAGCUGUCCGAGGACGGCCUCGUGCCCGGGUACGUCGUCGUCUUCGACAUGGCCGGCGUCCACCUGGGCCACCUCGCGCGCGUCAGCCUAGCAGUGGUGCGGAAGUUCAUGAUCUACAUACAGGACUGCCAUCCUGUCCGACUGAAAGGGGUGCAUGUCAUCAACACAGUCGGUUUCAUUGACAAAGUGUUAGCACUUGUGAAACCAUUCCUAAAAAGUGAAAUCAUAAAACUGCUUCACUUCCAUGGCCCAGUAACAUCAUUAGGAAAAUUUUUACCACUUGAUAUAUUACCUGAAGAAUAUGGUGGAACAGGAGGGAAAUGUCAGGAACUUGCUGAUAAAUAUCGCACCUUACUGCGGACAAGUUACAGAUCAUUUUUAAUGGAAGAAGAAGUUCUCCGCGUGGAUGAAAGUAAGCGUCCUCCAAAACAAAGCUGGUGGCAGAUCUUCUGGGGCAGUGACACUAAUUCUCUUCAACAGCUUUCUCUCGAUUGAAAAAUUCUUCUUGUCCUUGCGUAUUACAAAUUUUGUGUCACAUUUUCAGAACUAAACAGUACUUCCAGUUUUCCUGACACUCCCACCCACUGAAUGUUAUAUGCCACUUUCCAUAUCUUCUGUUACAUAUACUACUGACUUUGUGAAAUACCUAACUGUGUAAAAUGACAAUGUUUAAAGUGAAUAGCCACUCCUCAGGUGUCACAAUUCCACUACAAUAUACUUGAUUUCGUUUGUAUAUAUUAUAUAGGCCUACUCACUUACUAUUUACUUUUAUAUAAGUUCAAAGGCCAUAGUAACAUGGUAGUGUGCUGAAGAAUUUAGGUUUGUGUUUGCUGACAUGUAUAAUUGGCAACUGUCAGCAAUGUUAUUAUUGUAACAUAUUGUUAUUAUGUUGAUUAUAAUGAUGUACACUGUCUCAGUUGUGAACCUGCAAGUUUCUAGUGACAAAUAAUUUUAUAAAAACAAAUAACAUACCAAAUAUGUUACUCAAUAUUGUAUUUAAUCUGUAUAGCAAUAAAUCAUCUUAUUCAUCUACAGAACAUAGCUUCUUAUACAUCAAAAUGGACUUUUCCUAGUCAUAAUGUCGGCACAUACCUCGAGCAGCAUUAAGGAAAGCAAGACUCAGAACUUAUAAACACAAAAUAUCAUUUUAGUGUUAUAUGUCAAUGGUGUUAUCAUGUUAUCAUAAUCUGUACUCUGAACCAAAGCAAUGGGAAUGUGCAAUACUUUUGCAGUAAUUUUAGUUUGUUUUAUAAUAUAAUGAUUAAUGAUCUUUAUGAACAGCCAUACCUGAUUAUUCUUAAAGACUGGUUAUUUGUAAAGUUAAAAUUUUGUCACAGAUCAACUAUUUACUGAGCUACAGUUUGAAAUUCUGUGUAUUUUCGAUAUUCAGAUGCAGAAGUAGGUACUAUUUCUCUGUUUGCUGGGUAUUUUUAUCAAUAAUUUUUCAUUUUCUUUAUUUUCAAUUCAUUUCUCAACUUGACUUUUUCUUGCUGUAGAUCAAAAGAAGCAAAUCUGCAAAACAAGGAGACAUGUUUCUAAUUGAAAUAACAAGUGCUCUAUUUGUACUAUAGUCUGCUAUAAAUCUUACACUUUUUCCAAUGCUCAUCAGAGAACGUAAAAACAGAGUGUGAAAAUGAAGGUUAUUUUCUAGCUGCUGAAUGAUGCUAUGUAUUUGGUAUGGCUUUACAGUUUACUGAUCGUUAAUCAUCUGAACAUUUACAUGUAAUUUUAUUAUGUUAGUUAUUAAUGUAAAACAGAUCAUAUUAUUUUAGUUAUGCAUUUUGUAAAAGUAUAUUCAAGAUUUCUA
Molecule: messenger RNA, 3640 nt
Organism: Schistocerca nitens (vagrant locust)
Lineage: Eukaryota; Metazoa; Arthropoda; Insecta; Orthoptera; Acrididae
Product: alpha-tocopherol transfer protein-like
Exons: 7
Coding region: 1372-2328 (318 amino acids)
Cellular component (GO): membrane
Molecular function (GO): phosphatidylinositol bisphosphate binding
Source: RefSeq, a predicted model, not a curated record